This is a messenger RNA of Protobothrops mucrosquamatus (brown spotted pit viper), 814 nucleotides long. It is a transcript of the gene ZNRF1, whose product is annotated as zinc and ring finger 1. The transcript has 5 exons. Lineage: Eukaryota; Metazoa; Chordata; Lepidosauria; Squamata; Viperidae. The annotation marks the transcript as partial. The record is from RefSeq and is a predicted model, not a curated record.
GGGCGCUCGCGCGGCGGCGGGCCCUUAGCCGGCGUGGCCAGCGACGACAGCGCGGUGCCGCCGCCCGGGGGAGCCCCCCACUUCGGGCACUACCGCGGCGCGGGCACCGGCGGAGGCGGCGGCGGCGGCGGGGGCAGCUCGGCGAUGGGGCUGCGCAGCCGCUCCGUCAGCUCCGUGGCCGGCGUGGGCGUGGGGAUGGGCGGCGUGGAGCCGGCCGGCGCCGGCAGCGUCCCCUUCGGCCUCUACGCGGCGGCGGCGGCGGCGGCCAGCACCACGGCGGCUUCGGCUUCGGCGGCGGCGGCGGCGGCUUCGGCGGGCGACUCGGAGCGGGGUCCAGGCGGCGGGUCGGGCGCGGACUCCACCCCUUACGCCCAUGGCAACGGUUACCAGGAGACGGGAGGCGGUCACCACAGAGACGGGAUGCUGUACCUGGGCUCGAGGGCCUCGCUGGCCGAUGCUCUACCUCUGCACCUCGGACCCCGGUGGUUCAGUUCGCACAGCGGUUUCAAGUGCCCCGUUUGCUCCAAAUCAGUGGCUUCCGAUGAAAUGGAAAUGCACUUUAUCAUGUGUCUGAGCAAACCCCGUCUCUCCUACAAUGACGACGUGCUAACAAAGGAUUCGGGCGAAUGUGUCAUUUGCCUGGAGGAACUUCUGCAAGGAGACACGAUAGCCCGGCUGCCGUGCCUCUGCAUUUAUCACAAGAGCUGUAUAGAUUCCUGGUUUGAAGUCAACAGAUCCUGCCCAGAACACCCGUCAGAUUGACCGCAGGAUCACACCCGGACCUCUUUCCAGGAGAUUUCACCAUCCAUCCUUC